CUGGCUUGUUAUUUAAACAAGGCCAGGCUGCCAGUUGUGGUUUUUGGGUGUGGGUACCCCUGCUCCCUCUCCUGAGCGGUAUGUUCACCGACCAUCAGCUCGUGGGUCGCGAGAGCCGUGGCACUGGGGAUGUUCUCCUUGAGCUCGAAGCAGCAGCAGCUGACCUGGACUGAGCCAGUGGGGUGUAUUUCGGAGCUGCCAGGAAGGAGCUCUCGCCUUCGGAGCCACCCCUGAGCAGAUGACGGACAAGGUGAUGAACGGGAGGGUGCCCCUGCCUGAAAAGGCCUUGUCCGAGGGCUACGCGCGGCUGCGGUACCGGGACACCUCCAUGCUCAUCUGGCAGCAGCAGCAGCAGAAACUGGAGUCGGCGCCCCCCAACACUUACCUGAGCCGCAGUCGGAGUAUGUGGUACUCGCAGUACGGCAACGAAGCCAUCCUGGUGCGGGACAAAAACAAGCUGGAUGUCUCCAGGGACACGGGGCAAUCGAAGUUCUGUGCUAUUAUGUAAUUUCGGUGGUUUGGCGUUAGAAAGCCACACGUGGAGACAAACCAGACUUGCAUCAAGCUGGGGGAGAUGGGUUUGCACCAUCCUCGCAACAGACCUGCGGCUAAAGCAGCGUGUGUGGGAUGAGGCCAGAAGGGCUGUCUGAGGUUUACGGUUGUUUUCACUGUUGGUAGUACCAGAUUUUGCAUGUCAUUGAGUGUGUGUAGCAAAACCAGUCUCGCUCAGGAACUCACGAGCUUGUGUUUGCUGCCUGGCAUCUUGGCAGGGUCCGUGCUGGACCAUGUGUUGCUUCUAAAUGGCUUGUGUACCGUGAGAAACACCCGCUGUCAUUUGGGAGCCGUCCCCGGCAGGCACUUUGACUUGCUGGUCCUUACACAUUGUGAAUUCCGGUGGGAAAGAGGCAAGUGCAGAUCGUUUCCAUCGAGGCCAAGGUUUUAGGAAGGUGACCUGCAAAACUACCCGGCCGUUACUUGUUCUCCUUGCCCUGCCUCCCUUUACUGACUGCCCUGGAAGUGGUCUCUCACAACCAGGUAACAAAGGGAUCUCUUGUAGGUGAGAAGAGGGAAAGAAUGUGUUGAGAGUUUCACCUGAGCCUUCAAAACACCUGGCAGGAAAAGUGCGCUGCAGUUCCAUCCUGCGCAAAGCAAAGGGCCCUCUCUGGUGCCACAGUUUGGUAUCAUGGUAAUAAGAGACAGGAAUUCACACAGAUCACCAAGUGAACCGCCCGAAAGGGAGGGACAGGCCCAGGAAAGCACCAGGAAGGAAGCGACUAUAAAUACAUCUGCUAAGGGACGUAAGGAAACUCCCCCCCCGGUCUGUACCUGCCCCCAGAGAUCUGUUGCAGAAGGAAACAGUUCACUGAAGUUCGCUUCGCAUUUAAGUUUUAAUGCACGCAGUAGCUUGGAAGAGUUUAUCUUCCAGUUUGGGUUGGAUAGUAGAUUCAGUGCAUGUAUUUUUGAAGUUGGGUCUGGGAGUGUUUGUUUCAGCUAACUGAGGGGUUUUAAGGGGGAAAAACACUACAGUUGCACUUCUUGGGGACAGAGAUUGCUUUUGGGUUGUUUUGUUAAAGCUGAAUCCCUAACUUGCUCAAGGCAAGAUCAAACUGAGAAGCUCAACCCAGCAAGCCCCUAAACCUGCAUUAAAAACAAAGCAGUACCACUUCUAGAGGUGCUAAUUAUGUGCCCAGGGUUCAGCAUUAAAGUAUAAUAUUGGGCUUAAGUCCUAGACUCCCUUUAUGUCCUGCCUGGGACGUCCCCCUGCACACGUGUGCCUAAUCCAGCAGCGCUUAGGUAUAGGCUUAACUUUGAGCAAAUCAGUAUUUGAUGUUGACUUCAGUGUGGAUUAUUUACCUGCCUAAAACUAGGCACAGGCAUUACUUCUAUUAUAUUUAUCUAAAACAUCAUUUGCAUUUUUUGAGCACUUUAUUAGGUUUUCUUUUAAGAUGGUGAAGAACCUUCUCCACCUCUCCCAUGUGGGUUAAAUGGUAGAACACACACACUCGAGUUUGCUGACCAGAACAAACCUGUUUUAAUGCGAGAUCAUAGAGGUCUGAUGUCCUCAGCCCUGAUCUGUGGCACGUGUAGUCACUGCAAACUACAGGCAGCUCCUUUUGUAUUUUAAAGUACUAUUUAUGCAUGGGUUGAUGUUUGGUGCGUGCUCAUAAAAUUAAACCUGUUGAUGGGCCUCAGCGCUUUGCAAACCUGCACAUUGCUCUGUGUGCUCAAAUAGAUCUUGCCAGGACUAGCUCUGGAUGGGAAGUAUUUUGGUGAAUAAGUGUUGUUCCACUGGGGAAAAAGCAUCAGUUGAGAUUGACAGAACCAGCAAGACACACGAGCCAUGGCAGUGGUGGCAGAGCUCCUACACCGAGCAGGUGAAGGUAGAGCAGGACCCCGGGCUCAGUUGUGAGCAAACAGGUGAUGAUUUACAGACACGGGCAGGAGGUUGGACCGAGAGCUCCCCUGGAACCGCAGGAGGUGGGUUCAGGGCCUUCCCUGCAGCCCAGGGGAACGUGCAAACUCUGGGAGUUUAGGGAACAGCACAUCUCCAAAACCAGCUGUUCAUUUUCUUUUCUUAUAGAAAAAUCAGGGUUUGUGUUUUGUUUUUUUUUUUUUUUCUCAGAAAGUUGAUUAUUUUGGGUAUCAUCAGUCUCUUUUUGUUCAUGCGGCUGGUAAACCAAAAUUAAGUUAUUUGAAACAUUAACUGGACUAUACAAGAAUAAAAACUUGAGUAUGUGCAUAAAUUCUUCCAGGAUUAAGCUGGGCACGACAAUACAGGAAGAGUGUGACUUGUUCUUCCAUCUCUGUGUGACCGUGACUGUAUUAUUUCCGUAUCUGUGUGUCCUUAUUAGUCACAGGUUUGUGGAGUAGCUGCUCUGAGCAUUUCUGUAAACCACUCGUGUAGUGUCAAUGCACUUGUUUAAAACGCUGUCGUAGCCUCUUGGAUAAAGUGCAUUAAAAUGGUUUGAAUGCA
Molecule: messenger RNA, 2974 nt
Organism: Columba livia (rock pigeon)
Lineage: Eukaryota; Metazoa; Chordata; Aves; Columbiformes; Columbidae
Gene: BRD3OS
Product: BRD3 opposite strand
Exons: 1
Coding region: 239-508 (89 amino acids)
Source: RefSeq, a predicted model, not a curated record